AUGAUGAGGAAGGUUAAUAUGAUAAAGAAGGCUACUCCGGAGGAGGCUGGGGCUCGAACAUUUGUAUAUUGGGACAUCAAACGGUUUCCGGUUCCCCCUGGCUUUGAUGCUCGUCGGAUCCGUCCUUGCCUUGCACACUUUUUGGAGAGAUAUGGCUACUGUGGUCCUCUCACCAUCAACGCCGUUGGCAUACUAACGAACGUCCAUGAUGACAUCCUUGAAGCUCUCUCUUCCACCGGUGUCAAUCUUCGUUACGCCCCCUUCGGUACCGCCAGCCUCAUGGGGCUUAUGCAUGACUGCAUUUAUGAUAAUCCACCCCCAGCUAAUAUUUUGUCCAUAUCCAAUCCGAUGGCUUUCCCUUACGCUAAGAGUGGAUUCAACUUGUUUGGGCCUUUUUCAUAUUCUUCUCUUGAGGAAGACGCCAUCAGCUGGAUUAAAUUAAUUCUGUCAGGUAUGGUUUUGUUUUUUUUUUAUUUUUUUUCCCCUGUCGAGUUGAUGAAAAUAACUUAUCUGUUGCUGAAUAACUAA
Messenger RNA from Camelina sativa (false flax), 528 nucleotides. The record is from RefSeq and is a predicted model, not a curated record. NCBI's taxonomy places the organism in Eukaryota, Viridiplantae, Streptophyta, Magnoliopsida, Brassicales, Brassicaceae.